Molecule: messenger RNA, 3747 nt
Organism: Mycotypha africana
Lineage: Eukaryota; Fungi; Mucoromycota; Mucoromycetes; Mucorales; Mycotyphaceae
Exons: 5
Coding region: 140-3568 (1142 amino acids)
Biological process (GO): establishment or maintenance of actin cytoskeleton polarity
Cellular component (GO): microtubule cytoskeleton; cell tip
Molecular function (GO): protein binding
Source: RefSeq, a predicted model, not a curated record
CCUCUUUUUUCUAUAUUCUCAUUCCUUUCAUUUAUUCAUGUUUUGAGUUAAACUUGCCUUUAUUGAAAAGUAAUUUUUUUGUUGUGUUCCUGAUUAUACACAUAAAUCUACGCCCCUCAAUUCCUUCAUUUUGACUGAUAUGCCAUAUUCGAAUAAAAAUCAACGAAGACUGACCGGUUAUAGAGGAGAUACCAACGGAAAUAACUCAAGUCUUGUUUUGGGCGAUGAAGAUAGCAAUGACGGUCAUCCCGAACUCUAUACUAUCGGUCAUCAGCAUGACAUUUAUGAUGAAUAUGACGACAAUUACACUAACGAUAAUACUCUUAAUAACAGACCUAUUCAUAACCAAUACCAACAACAACAUUACAGCAGCGAUGACCACUAUUAUAGCGAAGUCGAUACUGGUACUACUCAACAGCAACGGCAAGAUCAAGAGCACGAUGCACUUGAUGAGGGAGUUGACGAUGACUCAGGUUCCGAACUCAGCAUUCCUGAUCCGAAUAUCGAUUUUGAUAUGGUUUAUGCAUUACAUACAUUCGCCGCUACUGUCGAUGGUCAAGCUUCUGUUGUUCGUGGAGAUGCUUUAACGUUACUAGAUGAUACAAAUUCUUAUUGGUGGCUGGUUAAAGUCUUGAAAACAGCUGAAGUAGGCUAUAUACCUGCAGAAAAUAUUGAGACACCUUAUGAAAGAUUGGCUCGGUUGAAUUCGCAUCGUAAUAUUGAGCUUACUAGAAAAGAUAUUCAAGAUGUAUUCCCGGCUCCACCUUCAAAUAAAGCAAGGAAGCAAAAGAGAGUAACUUUAGCAAAGGAAGUGAAAUUUCAAUCACAAAUCAUCUAUGGUGGUUUUAGUGAUGAAGAUGACGAUUAUUAUGGUAAUAAUGUUGAUGACGAUAACGAUAGCUAUUUUGAAGCAGAGUUCCAGCAAUGGAAAGAAAAGAUGCGUUCCGACGACGACGACGAUGAUACUGAAGAUGGCUCCGAAAUCAUCGUUCCGGGUACUGACAAUGAUGAUUUUAGAUACAGUUCAGAUGAUCCAUAUCAUCAAUAUUGUGAUGAAGCUUAUGAGCAGCAUUCUGAACAACAGGAACAACAACUGCUGUCACCUACAGCAACCGCAGAGAAAAUAGAAGUCGAUGGAAAUGGAUAUGAUAAAAUUGACACAAAUGCCAUAUCUUCAGCAUCUACAAAUGAUUCGCAAUACAAUAUAAGUGCAGAGCAACCAAAACAGCGACAAAAAAUGUACGAGCAUCAAAAUUAUGAUCGAUUUAGUAUGGAAUCGGAAAGUAUCAACAAUGACAGCAGGGAGUCUUUUAAUUUGGGAAAGGAUGAGACUAUCAAAAUUUCACUGACGCCAAGUAUUGCUCGGGGUGAUGGUGAUGAUAGUACGACUGCACACCAUUCAGAUGCACAAGCAAAACUGAAAAAGGCUGCUAAACUAGAAAAACUAUUGAGCGAGCCCAUCAAUACAGCAGCAGAAAACGAUAAGGGUAGCAAUAAUGGAAAGAAUCCCAGUAAGAAAGAGAAAUCCGGUAUUCGCAAACUUUUCUCGCGCGAUAAUAGCAAGGAGAAAAAGAAAGAUAAAAAAAAGAAUAAAGAUGACAAAAAUACAGCAGCAGUCAGCAAUAACCCCAGAGCAAGCCUGUUAUCUUCUUCAUCCACAUCUUUGGAGAGACUAUCGUCGACUGCUUCAACGUUAGAAACAGCUUCUCUCGAAUCACAAUCCAACAGUAUUACCUCCAUUGAUCCAUAUCUCAUCAAUACCAACAGUGGUACAGAGCACAAUAAUAUCGACCAACUUACUACGAUUAACGAUCAGCCAGGAACCAAACGGUUAAAGAUAAAUGCAGGAAAUAUCACGAUAUUCAGUGGACACACAUAUGUUGAUGUAUAUCCGACCACAACUACUCAAGAACUGAUUGAUUAUAUAACUGCAAAUAUGAUUAAUACGAUCGAACAGCCAUCACGGCGGGAAAGUGACUCGUUGCAACAAGACUACUUUCUGAUUGUGAAAACUCAAAACGGUGACGAACUUACGCUUGUUCCAUCCGACAAGCCAUUAGAGAUUUAUCAGUCGUUGACAUCACACUUAAAUACACCUAUGCCGUCUCUGAAGAAAGCGAGGCGUAUAUCACAGCUAAUGGAGGGUGAGAAUGUUCACUUAGGAGGUCCGACUGGAGCAGUAGAAAGUAACAACAAUGAAGAAACAGCUGUCCAAUUCUUUUUAUUCUGUAGAACCAAGCGUAUGGAAGAAGGCGAAAUUCAAAUAAGAGUGUCAUUAUAUCCUGGAAAUAACGUUGAGCAGCAACAACACCAAAAAAGAUUGGAUAAACUGAUUAAAGUUCCUGUCAAUAUUUUAGCAAAAGAUGCGGUGACUCUAUUAUUAGAGAAAUUUCAUAUCCUAAAUGGCGUAGCAGCAGCCUUUAAUUCAACCAUUAAUGCGAACGACGUCAAUGAUAACAUAAAGUCGUUACGUUUGGAAGAAGACAAAGAAGUAGUGCAGUAUCGACUAGGUGUUAAUCACCAAGAUGGUUUGCAGUCUUUGGUAGACCCUGAUCAACGGCUGUUAGAUGUUUUUGAUGAGCGUAAUAUGCCUCACAUUCAUUAUAAAAGAAAUAGCAAUCCGGAUAGUCGAAGUUCUAUUACAGUGAAUACUAUAACAUCCGAAAGAGAUGAAAUUUAUUUCAUUUUGACACCAUUAAGAAAAGAGACUGGAAAUCUUGAACCGAAUAUGAUUGAAGCAAUGAACACAAGGACAGUUGAUACUAAUGAAGAAAAAGCAAUAAACGACGCAGUAACACCUGGUCAUCCAGCCCCUGCCGGACCACACCGUGUGACACGUCAUAAUACACCAAUGCCACGGCAUGAUUCCUCUUCAGCGAUCAACAACGAUAUCUAUCCUGAACAAAUGUCACUAAGUUCGUUACUUUAUCAACCGCAAGUUGUACUUGAAGAUCGAAAAGUAACAAUAGCAGAGCAACAAAAUUAUGAUACACUUAUUGCCAGUAGUCCUGAAGAAGACAAAUCUCUGUGUUUUGACACUAAAACAACUCUGUUGACGAAUUCACCAACAAAUUCUACCAUAAACGCUGGUAAAGAUACCACUACAUUAUCAGAUAUGUCUACUAUUACCAAUACUAUUGAUACCACCCCUACUAUGUCUGCUACGACUGCAAGCCCUGCCACGCCGACACCAAUUUCUUAUUCCCCACCUACAAUUCCUAAUCGCGGAUACAAACAUAUUGCUGCAGAGCAGCUUUCGGCUGCUCCUACUGCCGCUACUGAUGCAGCUAUGGUCUAUAACAAUAAAAAUUUACCGCGUCCUGAAUCAGAUAGCUCGCUAUUAUUUUGUGAUGAUUUCGGAAUCAAUGACCUGAUGGUACUUAUUCGUGGUGCAGCCAUAUCCGCAGUUGCCCAACAUAGUCAUCGCACGCAAGAAAGUAUCAGCAAUAGCAAUAGUGCUGUUCGUAAUGAAAUCAACACUAUUUUCAAAGAUAGCCAAACAAGACUGGAUCAAUUAGAAAAGGAGUUGGACCGGAUUAUGGCAGAAGCGGUGAAGGUUUAUUCUUAGUUAUAGAAUGUAUUAUGUACUCUAUUCUUUUAUCUUUUUACCUUCGUUUCCCAUUCGUUCCAAUAAUUAUUCCUUCUAAAUCAUUUAAUUGGUUACAAUGUAUGCAGCAGCUAUGAGAAAUGAGUCAUGUAUGUGAAUUAAAAGGGGGUGAUUUGGACCUAUGUGCGGAAGGAAACAAU